This is a messenger RNA of Parnassius mnemosyne (clouded apollo), 1668 nucleotides long. NCBI's taxonomy places the organism in Eukaryota, Metazoa, Arthropoda, Insecta, Lepidoptera, Papilionidae. The record is from the annotation of a GenBank genome assembly.
AUGGCCAAAAAGGAUAAAAAGAAAAGAAAUGAAAGGCAGGAACCACCAGAGUCGGAUGUGCUGGAAGAGACGCUGGUGGCUACAACCGACCUUGAACAACCGCCUGAAGAGGUCCAGUACACGGAUACGUCCUACACCAGCGCCUCUUUUGAAUCCCUUCCUCCUGUUGAAGAAAUAAAGCCAAAGAAGAGGAAAGGAAAGAGGAAGCCAGAGGUUGUAGAAGUAACGAAAAAAACCACAUCGCUAUUCUUCGACUGGUCCGAAGAUACAGUAAUAGAGGAACAAAAUGUAGUGCAAGAGGAAACAAAAGUAAAGAAAAGGAAAAAGGGCAAAAAAGGGAAAAAAGAGAAGAAGAAAGAGGACAUACCAGAAUUCGAAAAGCCUAAGAAUUGGAAGAAGAUGAACAGAAAGGAAAGAGAGGCCUGGCUUCUUCAGCGAAUAGAAGAGUGGAGAUUGGAGAAAGAAGCUGAAAAACAAGCAAUCCUCGCUGGCGCUAAGGAGAAGCGGAUAGCUGAAGCGAAGGCAAGGGCAGACCUGAUGGCUAAAGACGAAGAUGAGCAAGAGAUCAGGAAAGACUUAUUAGCGAAAACUGUAGCGCUGUUUCACAGAUUUGAAAAAGAGAAAUUUAAUUAUCAAAAGAAAAAACAGCUUAAGGCCGAAUGGCAACAGUACCUCCGUUGUGACGGCCUACCAGAUCCUCGAAUCGUCACGCAGAUGAACACUUACUUGCAUAUUUGGAGAGAGAAGAACGUGUGCGACGAUGAGGAGCUGCAGAAACGUUGCGUGGAGGUUCUACCGAUGCUAGAACUGCUUGAUGACAUACUGUCUGACUCCAGACAGUACACCGAGCUGCAGGUGCAGAGCUUUAAUGAGGUCCGUGUAGCCCUUCGCCAGGAACUUUCUAAUGCUAUUCACUUCGCCUCUUACACCCUCCUCCGGGAUCUUGAACAUCGAUUUAAAUGGGAAUCUAUCAAGGUGGCCAAUUACCAGCGUGAAUUUAAAGGUAUCCGUCUGAACCUUUGGGUGGCAGUCAGAUUGCCUACUAGAAAACCCAAACCAGUGGAACCAGAAAGGGAGCCAGUUGAACUUUCAUUUCCCACCAUGAAGGUGAGUAUCAAGCUGCCAAAGAUUAUCGAUGGUUCCUGCGUUUGCGUCAGAGCAGCCCGCUCCAUGAUCGAUCUAUUGAGCGAGAGUUCACGGACUUUUGCCCUUGCCGCUGAUAUGCCUAAUAAGUAUGAAGAUUUAUAUACAUUUAAUAUCAAAGAACAUGAAGCAGUGCACAAAUUGAAGAAAGAGCAGGACGACAUACGUGAUAAAUUCUACAAAGAAGUUAAGGAAAAAAUAACAGAAUUGGAGAAGUUUUUAAAGUCCAACCCAUAUACAAAAAACGAUAAGGAAAAAGAGGAAUUAGACAAUUUGAAUAUGGCGGAACCGGAAUAUCUGCCUGAUCCAAGAACGUUUAUUGGGGAACAAAACGAACAAGCCUACACAAAGUAUCUAAAGAUGUGCUUGAUCAAGACGAAGACUGGGGAAGUCAACCUGCGUAGGUACAGGAUCUGUGGCGGAAUCCUCAAUCUCGAUCUACUGACUACUCCACCUCAACCUAAACGCAUGAGAGGUGGCAUCACUUUGACGACGUGUGAGUGUGACAUUUUUAUUUGUUAUUAA